Fulmarus glacialis (Northern fulmar) is the source of this 933-nucleotide messenger RNA. RefSeq names its product potassium channel, subfamily K, member 12 (gene KCNK12). Bases 1 to 933 code for a protein of 310 amino acids. The transcript has a single exon. Gene Ontology annotation, molecular function: potassium ion leak channel activity. Gene Ontology annotation, biological process: stabilization of membrane potential; potassium ion transmembrane transport. Gene Ontology annotation, cellular component: membrane. NCBI's taxonomy places the organism in Eukaryota, Metazoa, Chordata, Aves, Procellariiformes, Procellariidae. The record is from RefSeq and is a predicted model, not a curated record.
AUGUCAUUAACGUUACUCGUUUAUCUCCACACCUUAGGUUUCGGGAUGACCACACCAGCAACCGUGGCUGGAAAAGUAUUCCUCAUCGUUUAUGGCCUUUUUGGGUGUGCCGGGACUAUUCUUUUCUUCAACCUCUUCUUGGAGCGCAUUAUCUCUCUCCUGGCAUUUAUCAUGAAGGCGUGCCAUGAAAGACAGCUGCGAAGAAGUGGUCUCCUACCUCCCAACUUCCGAAGGGGGCCAGCUAUGUCGGGGGUGGGCAGCCUCGUGGGCUGGAAGCCGUCCGUUUACCACGUGAUGCUGAUUCUGGGAAUUUUUGCUAUCACCCUUUCCUGCUGCGCCUCUGCAAUGUACACAGCGGUGGAAGGAUGGAACUACGUUGACUCCUUGUACUAUUGCUUUGUCACCUUCAGCACCAUCGGCUUUGGAGAUUUGGUAAGCAGCCAAAACGCUGCGUACCAAAAUCAGGGAUUAUACAGAUUCGGAAACUUCAUAUUUAUAUUAAUGGGGGUAUGUUGCAUAUACUCUCUUUUUAAUGUCAUCUCAAUCGUAAUCAAGCAAGUUUUGAACUGGGUGUUGAAAAAAUUCGAAUGCAGAUGUUGCCCAAAGUGCCAUAAAUCAAGUGCCCGCCUUGGGCGUCGCAACGCCAUCACCCCAGGAGCCCGCCUACGUCGACAUAACAUCUCAAUGGACACUGAUGGACAGUACGACAGCGACACCGAGGGGAGGAGGCUCUCUGGAGAGAUGAUCUCCAUGAGGGAGCUCACGGCAUCGAAUAAAGUCUCCCUGGCCAUUUUGCAAAAGCAGUUGUCCGAGACAGCCAACGGCUACCCGAGGAACGUUUGUAUCAAUACGAGACAAAACGGUUUCUCCGCAGGGGUGGGUGCUCUAGCCAUCAUGAACAACCGCUUGGCAGAAACAAGUGAUUCUAGGUAG